Molecule: messenger RNA, 634 nt
Organism: Ostrinia nubilalis (European corn borer)
Lineage: Eukaryota; Metazoa; Arthropoda; Insecta; Lepidoptera; Crambidae
Product: phosphatidylethanolamine-binding protein 1-like
Exons: 4
Coding region: 28-606 (192 amino acids)
Source: RefSeq, a predicted model, not a curated record
CUUGCUACACACACGCACGUAGGCAAAAUGCUUUCUUUGCUCUCGAGUAUUUUCCUCAUAUUUUCUUUGAGUUGUGGUAAUGGGGCAUCACUACAAUGUUCCGUCACGGACGUAAAGAGUCUUCUGGAGGGAUGUGACAGGUUGACCGGUCUAAACGUGACCAGCGUGGGGGGAACCAUGGUCAAUGACCACAACUGCGACGUCUUGCUUCCAAAGCAGGUGUUCAUACAAGAACCCUUAUUCCAGUACGCGUUGGCUGAUUCGAAAAAGUUCUACACAAUCAUCCUAGUAGAUCCAGAUGCGCCACCACAAGUGGAAGGGGAGUUCUACUUGCAUUUGCUGAAGUCUAACAUUCCUGGGCUUGCCUUAAAAUCAAAGGACAGCAGCAAAACUUCAGGCAUUGAUUACCGAGGUUACAAGCCGCCAACGCCACCUCGCGGGACCGGCCCUCACCGCUACUUCGGCCUUCUCUUCGAGCAGGCGGAUGGAAACAACUUCUUGCCGACCGUGCCAUCGACGCGCUCUCGCUUCGUGCUAGCCAACUGGCUCCGAGGGAAGAACCUCUGUGGACCCGUCGCGGGCACUUUGUUCCGAUCGCAGUUUUAGAUGGCGCUAGUAGUAGAGUUUUAAGCUC